Molecule: messenger RNA, 1014 nt
Organism: Penicillium olsonii
Lineage: Eukaryota; Fungi; Ascomycota; Eurotiomycetes; Eurotiales; Aspergillaceae
Source: the annotation of a GenBank genome assembly
AUGCCCCAGCACGCGAAGGACCAACCUGCUGGGUUCGCAAAUACCAUUGAGCGAGUGGCCAUCGUCGGCGCCGGCGGUACCAUUGGAUCCCAUAUUGUGAAAGCUCUACUCGAAACCGGAAGACACACGGUGACAGCCAUCUCCCGCAAAGGCAGCGACAACAAACUGCCCGAGGGUGUGCAAAUCGCACCAGUCAACUACGAUGAUGCAGCCACCAUCGUUGCCGCCCUCAAAGGCCAGCAAUUCCUAAUUAUAACUAUGGCCCCCACCGCGCCCCGCGACACACACAGCAAGCUCGUCCAGGCCGCCGCCAAGGCUGGAAUUCCCUACGUGAUGCCGAAUGGGUAUGCCGGCGACAUUGAAAACGUCAAGAUCGGCGAAGACAUGAUGUUAGGACCCAUUGCCCAGGCCCAAAGAGACGAGAUCGAGAGUCUCGGCAUGCAAUGGAUCACAGUGUGCUGUGGCUUCUGGUUCGAUUAUAGCUUGGCAGGAGGAGAGUCCCGCUUUGGCUUCGACUUUGACAAGCGCACUCUCACAGUCUUCGACGAUGGCAAUACCAAGAACUCGACAUCGACAUUAUCCCAGGUUGGGCGCGCCGUGGCCAAGGUCCUGAGUCUCAAAGAGCUUCCCGAAGACGAGAACGACAAGACUCUGACUCUUGCUUCCUAUUUAAAUAAGGGCGUGUAUAUCAAAAGCUUUGUGAUCAGCCAGAACGACAUGUUUGAGAGUGUCAAGCGCGUCACCGACACCACUGAUGCCGACUGGACGAUCACUCACGAGGAUACCAAGAAGCGGUACGCGGAGGGCCUGGCGCAGGUCAAGACGGGGAAUAUGGCUGGGUUCAGCAAGCUGCUCUUUGCGCGCGGCUUCUACCCAGAUGACCCUAGUGAUUUGUCGGCCAAGGCGCAAAAUGAGCUGCUUGGGUUGCCGGAUGAGAGCCUGGAUGAGUCUACCCAGGUCGCGAUCGAUCUUGUCAAGGAGUUGCAGCUUCGUGUGGAGCGGAUGGCGUCUUAG